AUGGUGUUUGCAAAAGAUGCGGUGGCGGCAGAACAAAGUGACGGAGACAAAUUGUUUCCGAGAAAAUGGUUCCAGUUCAACAGGGAGUUAUUCCAACGACCCGCCACAUUGGUGUGUACGAUACCGAUUACGGAAUCGGCCCUCUAUCACCGUCACAGGCUGCCCGAUUUAAUACAAACCAUCCGCACUCAAAAAUUAAAAGAUAUUCAAAAUGUCGAAUAUAUGUUUCUAAAGGAUGACAGACACGUCAAAAGUUUAUUGGGACGCGUCCUAGCUUUGUACAGGGAGAAGGUGGUGCAGGAAGAAAGUGAUGAUGUGAACAGAAUAACUUUGAUUCAAGAGUGUCACGAAAACAUAGACAAGCCUAACGAAACUGUUGAUGAUAUGUACAGGCUUUUUCAGGAACUUGACCAGCGAAUUGAUAAACUGGAGAAGAGUGCACAAUUGGAAAAAGAAAUCUCUUUGGAGCUGAGCAACAGCACCAUCACUGAAUUUGUCAAGAGAAUGGAGUGCUUUCAGAGCUGCCACAGUUGUACAGAGCUGGAAGAAGAAGAUGAAAUAUUGGAGUCAAUAGGAACAUGGAAUAACAAAUGCCGAAACAAAAAAGAACUUAUUGAAAUUGUUCACAAUUAUAGAAGACAAUUGGUUAAAACAUUGCAAACACUCCAACGAGAAGUAUGUGGAAAAGAAUUGGCACAGUCUAAAUAUAACAUUUUAAAAGAAUGGAUUCGUAACAACGAAAAAUUAAUGAGUCUCAAAGGACUAGCUGUUCUAACUCCCAGUUUAAACAAUUAUACGGACGUCAGGAAUACGAGGUCACGUAUAAAAUAUUUAAAGGCUGAAAUUAAGCAGUGGACACGCGAAAAAUUAAAUAAUUUAAAACAAACGAAUAAAUCCUCUUGUAAGAUAGACAAAAUGAUUGAAAAAGAGGCAAGGGUGAACUGUAAUUUAAGGACGAACUUCAUAAACUUGAUUGAAAACAAUUCAAUCACACCACUUCCUUGUGUGCCAGAAGAAGGUGAAAUCAAUAAGUGGAGUGGAGACAUGGAGGAGAUGAACAGGAAACUUGGAAAUCCAUCCUUCGAAGUUAGUUCCUUAAGAGUAAACGUAAACAAACUAACAUCUAAUGACAAGGUUGAAUCCUACAAAAUGGAUGGAAUGGAUUCAUUCACAAAUAGACAACAAAAUAUAAUUCGACUCUCAGAUAUUAUGAAACAACAAUUAAAAAGGGUCGAAAAACUUGAACCCUUUUAUAAUUAUCGAGUUGACAUGGUUGAACAGAUAAAAACGUUACAGAAUACGUUGUUGAUAGAAAACUCUUGUCUCUUAAAAUACGUGGGCGAACAUAAAGUCUAUCUGGAGAAGUUAAAGGACAGUCUGAAAGAAAAGAAGAAAAUGAUUCAACAUUUGAAAAAGGAGUUGAAAAAACGCGACCAAAUUAUAAAACCAAUGAAAAAAGUGAACGAGGAACUUCACCACGAUCUCCUCAAAAGUAAUACAAGUCGUACGAUACUUCAGGCGCAUAUUUCUGUGUUAGAGAGGGAGCUCCAAAUUGCCAAAGCACAAAAACAAAACCGUAUAUAAUAAAAUAGGAGUAUUAUUAAAUACAA
This is a messenger RNA of Aethina tumida (small hive beetle), 1610 nucleotides long. RefSeq lists its product as uncharacterized. The record is from RefSeq and is a predicted model, not a curated record. The transcript is spliced from 9 exons. Bases 1 to 1584 code for a protein of 527 amino acids. NCBI's taxonomy places the organism in Eukaryota, Metazoa, Arthropoda, Insecta, Coleoptera, Nitidulidae.